AAUCACAAAGCAAAGACCUAAACUUGCUCACGAAGAAAAAAAUCGAAAUCGAAAUCGAAACUCUCCGCCGAGUCAGAUCCAAUCGCAAACCGUCUCCAAUGGCUCUCGAGUGGGUUGUCCUAGGCUACGCGGCCGCCGCCGAAGCGAUCAUGGUCAUCCUCCUAACCAUGCCAGGACUCGACGCGCUCCGCAAAGGCUUGAUCGCCGUCACGCGCAACCUCCUGAAACCGUUUCUCUCGAUCAUCCCCUUCUGCCUCUUCCUCCUCAUGGACAUCUACUGGAAGUACGAGACCCGCCCCUCCUGCGACGGCGACUCGUGCACUCCCUCCGAGCACCUCCGCCACCAGAAGUCGAUCAUGAAGUCCCAGCGCAACGCGCUCCUGAUCGCGUCGGCGCUUGUUUUCUACUGGAUUUUGUACUCCGUUACGAAUCUUGUUGUGAGGAUCGAGCAGCUUAACCAGAGGGUUGAGAGGCUUAGGAAGAGAGAGUAAAGCGUCGUCGUUUCGGGCUCUGAUUUGGUGUUCUUUCUUUUCGAUGUUUGCUUUUUAUCUUGUGGAGAUUGUAAGGAUCUAUGCUAUAUAUCUCUUUAUGUUCUUAUACUUUAGUUCAAUCCUCUGUGUUUAGUCUAUGAAUCUUGUCAUAGUUUUCUCACUUGAUGAUAUACUUUGCUCUGUUAUCUUGGUUAGUUAUGAUGAAUCUGUUUACGACUA
This is a messenger RNA of Brassica oleracea var. oleracea, 710 nucleotides long. RefSeq lists its product as uncharacterized. The record is from RefSeq and is a predicted model, not a curated record. Gene Ontology annotation, cellular component: endoplasmic reticulum membrane; endoplasmic reticulum. Gene Ontology annotation, biological process: endoplasmic reticulum to Golgi vesicle-mediated transport; intracellular protein transport. Lineage: Eukaryota; Viridiplantae; Streptophyta; Magnoliopsida; Brassicales; Brassicaceae. The transcript has a single exon. The coding region runs from base 99 to 491 and encodes 130 amino acids.